Cinara cedri is the source of this 20172-nucleotide messenger RNA. NCBI's taxonomy places the organism in Eukaryota, Metazoa, Arthropoda, Insecta, Hemiptera, Aphididae. The record is from the annotation of a GenBank genome assembly.
AUGUUUCGCGUACUAUUCGUAAUUAUCGUUGCGAUUGCAGCUACGUUGCCGGUAAUUUACGCAGGUCAGUAUAAUUUAUUUAUCUAGUUUAACACGCAUUUAUAAUAGUAGUGGAAAAAAUUCGGAUUUGUCGAAGUUCUACAUUCCAGAUUUCAGGAAUCCGAAAGAAAACUUCAACUAAAAUAUAAAUAUGUAUAUACACAAUAGAAAAUCUAAAAGUCAAGUUUUGAAUUCUAUACAUUUUAAUUAUCGAAUUUUGGAAUCCAAAAUCUGGAUUUUGUUGUCUGAAAUUGGGAAUUCGAAUUUUCAAAAUUUUUGCUUAUCCUUAUUCAUGUCACAUUAUCACAUUAUGACCUUAUUUAGGCAAAAUAAACUCACCUAGAAUACGUACGUUGCUUUACGUCAUACAGCGAGUUUAAAGCUAGAAGAGAUUCGAAGAAAAACAGACAUAUUUGUUUAUUUAACUACCCGGAAAGUCUACUUCCUAAUAUUAAAAUAUAAACAAACACAUAAUAAACGCAUUCGAAGGAACGUUUUUGUUUUUAUAUCUCAAACGAAGAAUCAAAUUACAAAACGAAUGAUGAUGAAAAUUUUUGCUAUGAGUCAAAAAAAAAAAAGGACGGACAUACUUCUCACGUGGGUAUUUAAUAUAUGUAUAUCUGUAAGCAACGAUAAACCAUUGCUAAGGCGAUUCAUGGAAAACCGGCAACCAAAUAAGUCCACGUACGCGGCUGAGAGACCACGCAGAUAGAUUGCGGGACGGGGUUGGUGACAACGAUUUUCGACGCGAUCCCGGAAUUCGAAUCAACAAGGCGAUUACAACGAACGUCGACUAAAAGACCGAAAUAGUGGAAGAAGUCCGCGCCGACAAUACUACUCGAAACGUUGGCAAUCUCGAAGGUCCAGUUAAACAGCCUUGAAAAUUCUAAAGCGAGUUGGAAAAGCCUUCGGCCGUAAGUGCGAAUAUGGGUGCCAUUAGCGACAGUAAGGAUCACGUUCGAAAAAGGUAUCCCGCGGAUGGCGGGAUAACCGAAAUUUCGGUCGCAGAGUCGAUCAGGAACCGCCGACCAAAGCGCGUGCUCGACACGAAAACGCGGUGACUUUUUGAUGGGCGACGGUGGAUAGGUUAGCCUCAGCCGCUCGCGCUAGUUUCCCUACAUAUAAACCGUCUGCAUUUGCUAGCUGACGCACAGAAACAGCCGUGAUAGAAACAAAAACUAUUAUUGUUGCGUGGACGAGAUCUCGAGCGACCGCAUUUGCGUCCAAAAGAUCGGUUCACGGAAUUUACCGUGGUCAAACUGGCGAUCUACGUCGUGAGCGCUGAAAUGUCUCGUUCUUAACCGCGUGUAAUCGGUCGGAUGACGAACUUCAUGCGGUGACAGAAUGUGUGUCGUUGAGGGAGCUCGCUUCCAUGACGUGGUCGGGUCGCUCCGCCAGCAUUUUGAGUGGGCCUUCUUGCCCGGAUAUAAUCGCACUGGUCGUCGAUGGAAACUUUUGGAGCCAGAAUUGUCUGAUAGGUUAGGUUUUCUUAAUCAAUGGAAAAACCGGAAAAAAACAUGGGAAAACCGGGAAAAACAUAGAAAAACGGGAAAAUAGGUACGAUAUUAAACAAAUAUUAUUAAAAAAAAUAUAUAAUGCAUAUGUAAUUAUUUUACUAUAAUAUGACAUAUAUUAUAUUGUUGACAAAGCAACAAUAUCAACCAAAGUGUGCUAAAAAUUGUAUAUCGAAAUGGUUUAUCGUUGCUUGCAGCUAUACAUUAAAUUACUUAUAACAGUGGCUGUACCCUUUUUCAUUAUCCUAGGACAACUGUUUUAGAUUCCGAGCGUAGCGAGGGGGCUAUUGGUUUUAUUUAGAUGUUUAUUAUUACUUUUCUUUAUAAUUUGGUCUAGUCUGCGGACACGUUUUUUUCUAGUAAACUUGCUCCUAUUUUUACGUGUUUUUUUCAAGAAUAAAACACGUUACACCUUUUCUGAAAGCUCAAGUUAUCUAGAGAUAUUUUGAUUUACGACGCUAUUUUUCAAAUAAAAGCACUUAAGUGGGAAAAACGUAGAAAACGUACAAUUUCACGAUUUUCACUAUUUUAUAAAAACACGGACGACGUUUUCUACCAGAAAAAAUGAUUUAAUCGAAAAAUUACAAAACAUCUUUUUUGUUUUCUUUUUGAUUUAAUUUUUUACGGUAUCAUUGCCAAAACUUUUGAGACACUAUUGAGCUUUUAAGGAAUUUUAAUUUUUGGGAGUUUUUUUCUGUCAUUUGGUUAUAAAUAAACGCAGAGACCUGAAACUUGGUAAUAAUACUUAUAUUAGACUUACUUUAAACAUGGUCAAAUUUCCAAAUUCAUCGGACAACUUUUUUUCUUUUUUUAAAUUUUUUCACAGUGGUACAUUAUUUUUUUAUAUUAUAGACCUCUUUUAUCCUAGAAAACUUGCUGCGAUGUAUUAGUAUAGCACCUUUUCUGAAAUUAAAUUUUAUAUACUUGGUAAAUACAUAAAUCAUUUAUAGAUUUUCGCUACGGUAUUUAAAAUAAAAACGAUUAACCGAGAAAAAAAAUAAUUUGAUUUCGUUAUUUUAAAUAAGUACCUUCCAGGUUUUCUAGCACAAAUAUGACUCCAAUUGAAAAUUGACAAAAGACCUUUUUUGUUGAAUUAUUAAUUUUAUUUUUAAUGGCGCAGUUUGUUUUUUUUUUUGAUUUUUAAAUUAGUUUUCAUAAUAAUUGGAAAAAAACGUAGAAAAAAUAUACAAUUUCAUGAUAUCAUUAUUUUAUAUUAAUAUGGAAAACGUUUAUUAUUAGAAAAAGUGCUUUAAUCGAAAAAUAACAAGAAACCUUUUUUGAUUCAUUGCACAUCUUGUUUCUCAUGGCGUAAGUUGUUUUUUGAUUACAUAAUGAUUCGAAAAGAUCAGAAGAAGACGAAGUUGUUGUAAUUCAGUUAAAAAUAUUUGUAGUGAAUUAAAAAAUGGACAGAAUGUUCAUAUUUCAUUGUUUAAAUUGCACCAGUGUAUUCUGCAUAUCAAAAAAUUAACAAAAUGUUGAUAAUUUCAGCGAUAAUUGCCGGCAAUUAAUAAUCAGGGAAAUUUUUUGUCAGCUUAAUGAUUAUACUGUUGUUGAUAAAAAUGAUAACAGUACUUAUUUAAAUAGUAAAGUUGUGUUUCGGCAAUUAAGUAAAAAAUUACGGCACUUCAAAUUUUGUAUUACCGAAUUGCCCUCGGAAUCAUCUUUCGUCAGCAAUGGUUUAUCGUUGUUUAUAGAUAUACAUUAAAUAAUUUUAUGUAUUUUAUCUUCCCAACUUCUCACCUACAACAGUGGUCGCUUCCAUCACCAGUGUCAGCUAUUUUUUUAUAGAGUCGUUCUCUUGUUAUUAAAUGGGACAAGGCGUAUAAUACAGAGUAGAGUGGGUUAGACGAAGAUUUCUAAGUCCACAAUAUAUAUUAAUUGAAUUGAAUUACCUAGUAAAUUUAAAUAAUUCAACCAAAUAUUAUAUGAUAUUACUUUAUGUAUUUGUAAUUAUUAUUAAAAAGAAACGUAAAUUAAUAAAUAUUAAAGAAUCCCCCCCCCCUUAAUCAGGACCUACAAAAUCUUCUUUAUUUUGGUUAAAGUGAUAGCUAAUUGAUCAAUGAUAUAAUAUCAUAAUAUGGUAUUUCCAUAUAACUUUCAAAUAAAAUCAACAUAAACGUUUUAUAGUAUUCGCUUUAUUUUUCAUCAGACACCGAUGAUGUUAAUCAAGUUUUAAUUUUGUACAUAAUUAAAAAUAUUCUUUCAUAGGUUACUUUCAUGAAUACUAAAGUAACUAUCAGCUUAUAUGUGGCGUAAUAACUCAUUAUAAUCAGAUGUAUGGGUCACUUUUGUGUUUAAAAAUUCGAAUGUACAUGAAAUGCACGAUUUACAUUUCAUCCUAACUACUACACAUUUUAGUUUUUUUCUGUAACUUCGUUAUUAUUUUAUCUUCAAAUGUAUUUUUAUAACUCAAUUUAAUACAUGACUAAAGAAAUGAGUAUGCAUAGAUUAUGGAGCAUCUUUCUCUAUAAGAUUUUGUAAUCCACGAUAGAUUAUACUUAGAUUAACUGCUCCAAUAUAAGCUUGACUGAUAAUAUCAGUCAAAAGCAAACCUAUAUCUAUAGGAGCAUUUUUUAUAGUUGUGUAUAAAUGAAAUGCUUUCGAAAGGUCUUCUUAUAAUCAAGCGUUCUUUAAUCUCACAUCCAAUCACAUACCAAAUGCAAAUGGCUAGUUAGUCUUUUAUACUUACGUUUUGAGAUAAAUCUAGCUUCUCGUGUUUUUUUUUCUGUGUUAUAUUUAGAAUUUUUAAUUGAACCUCUUUUUAAUUUUUACCCUUACUUCAUAUACCAACAUAACAUAGAACAGUCGUUUAAAUUCCAGUUGUGAGCCACAGUAUACAAAUUUAAAUCUAAAAAUCCGGAUUCGAUAUGUUGUCAGACUACCCGGGGGCCAGGCUCGGGCACCUUACGGGGGCUCAGAUUUGAUAGUUUCUUUAUAUUUGUCCAUUAGAAUUAUAUUAUGUCUAAUAUGUCAAACUCCAACAGAAUACAAAUUAAUGGACUAUAUAGUGAUUAAAAUCUGUUUUAGAUUGUGGUCAUUUAUUCUUUCCGGAAAACAGAAAUUACGGGAAAGUGAACUACAAAUAUAGUACAACGCCUUGGAAUGCUGGAGUUUAUAGAAAAGACGAAUCCAACAAAUAUGAUAUGAUAUGCUGUGGAUCAUUGAUUUCGCCAAAAUUGGUUGUUACAUGUGAGUAAAAUAGUUAUUACUGUGCGCAGUUUACGCUGUAUAUUUUUGAAUAUUUAAAUGCGGAAGUAUAAUAUAUUUAUAUUUUCGUAAUAGCUGCUCAAUUUUUUUGGGAGAAAGGUUUACCAAACAAAAUAAUAAGAGACGGAACCCAAUAUUAUAAGAUUGCUGUUGGGAAAUAUAAAAGAGAUUAUUCAGUAAUGGAUAACGAAUUUACUCAGAUCAUUGAUGUAAGCAAUAAUCUGAUAGGUAUUAUUAAAAAAAAAAAUUACAACAAACCCAUAUCACCAUUAAAAUAUAAUACAUUUAAUAUACAAAUAGGUUAAAUUGAUUUAUCUGCAAGACAAUUUUGAAGCAAAAUUCCGAUAUUAUGCUGAUGAUAUAGCUGUUAUUGUAUUAGAAAAUGACGUUAUUGUGUCUGAUGCUGUCAUGCCUGUUUGUAUUGAUUGGACUGAGAAAUAUACUAUUCCAAGUGGAACCAUAGGAAAGGUACAAGUAGUAUUUUUAAUUUGACUUAAAAUCUAAAUGUCAUCAAUUUUGAAAUAAAUUAUCAGUGGCACGCUUAGUUUUUCUUCCUGGUUUGUAGAUUUUAGGGUAUUUUUAGUAAGUGUGGGUCAAAAAUUAAAUCAGUCAUUCAAAGUAAAAAUACUUCACAUUGCCUCUGUGAAUUACUUACCAAUACCAUUUCCCUUUUAUAUUUAAAUUGAUUUACGUAUACAUUACUACAUUACUAGUCACUUUUAUUGAUUUAAUAAUUUCAUACAAUUUUUCAUUUUAGUUAUCUAUCUAUACUUACUACUCAUAGUUAACUAUGCUAAGUAUUUUUACUAAAAUAUUUACAUGCUUUUAACCUUAUCAUAAUUUAAAGUUAAAAUAACAGCAUUAUUUUGUUUUAUUUCAUUAGAAAUUUUAAUAAUAAAUUUUGACGAAAAUCGUUUAAGUAAAGAAUUAUGUGAAACAAAUAUAAUUUUUAAAUUUUUUUUUUUAUUUUGAACACAUGUACAUAUAUUGCAGAUUUAAAAACGAUGACGAAAUCAGAAUUGAGCGGACUAACUUAGUUUCGAAAUUAUAGCUUUUUGAAAUUCUGAUUUCAUGUUAUGUUAAAUAAUUCUAUAUUGUUUAAUCUUUCAUAUGUUUGUCAUAGCCGAAUGAUUAUACACGUAUUUUUUCAUCCUAGGGGUCACGAGUUCAAAACCGAGUUUUGAAACAAAUUUACUGAAAUAAGGAAAAAACAAAUGCAUUUUAGGUGUACCCAGAAUCUCACGUCAUCGCUCGCUCGAACUAUUUUAAUCGAAAAAUAUCCCUUGAUUUGUUGUGCAAACUUUUCUACCAGCUAUUUUGUUCUGAUUUUAAAUGAUGGCACUUUUUCUAACUGAGAAGGUCAUUUUUCAAUUUUCUCAGGAGUUUUCUCAAAAAAUGUGAAAAAUUGGAAAAAACACGGAGAAACCGGUAUAAAAACAGAAAAAACGGGAAAAUUGUUACAAUAUUAAACAAAUAUUAUUAAAGAAAAUAUAUAAUGUCUAUUUAAUUAUUUUAUCAUAAUAUGAAGUAUAUAUUGUUGACAAAGUAUCACUAUCAACUAAAUUUUGCUCAGAAUCGUUUUUUCGUAAGCAAUGGUUUAUCGUUGCUUAAGGAUAUACAUUAAAUUACCUAUAACAGUGGCUGAAAAAAUUAAUCAUUUCAUACAGAUAUACAUUAAAUUCUCGUCUGUAUCCUACUUUUCCAACUUCACGCCUAUAUCAGUUGCUGCACCCGUCCUCAUUAUCUUAACUUCCUUUUUAUUUAUAAUAGCUACAAAAGGUUGAUCGUAUAUAAUUUUUUCUCAUACCUAAUUUCGUAGGCAAUUAAAUUUUGUAUAAAAUGUAUUAAAAAUGUUCCAUCCGAUUUUCAAUCGUUUAUCAAAUAUAUUUGAAUAACCAUAAAAAACCAGUUUUUCCGAAUAAACGAAAUAUAUAAUGUUUUAUUUUUUUCUUGGAUAAUAAUGAUUUUAUCGAAAAAUUUGUAAAAGAUUGUUUAUAGACAAUUUAAAGAUCUAUCAUAAGUACGAUGAACAGUUUUACGAUAAAUGCAAUAGUUUUUAACUUAAACUCAAAAAAACAUAAAACUACGCAAUUUAGUAAUUUUUUAACUCCCUUGCGGCACGUGAAGGGGGAGAGUUAUCAAAACCAAAUUCUAAUUAAAUUUUUUUUCAUACUAACGAAAAAAAAUGGUGGGGUAACCCAUUGAAAUUUUAAAAGUUCAUAAAUAAGAACCACCCUAGUGCGCAUGGAUAUAAAUAAAAUCACUGUGUAUAGUACAAUUAUAUACCUCUCCGACUUUUGGUUAUUUAUUUACUUUUGUGUAUUUUAUCAUUCUCAAAAAAUAAUAGACAAUUUUACAAAUUAUUAUUGCCGUCUUUCACCAUUUUUUUGGCCACGGCAUUUCUAAGAAUAAUUAGUAAACAGACCAUUAGUUUCAAUUAUAAAUGCAUUAUUCUAUAAGCGGUUUAGUACAACAAUUAUCUUAAUAAGUCGACUUUUUUUCGUAUAUUGAAUGUGAAUGAAUUUCGGUAAUUGACCCUUAAUAACAGCAAAUAAAAGCAGAAUUAUUUAUUAUAUAUUAAAUAUAUAGAUGUAUAAUUAUAAUAUGUAUCUUGUAUAUAGAUUUAAAAUUUAUUUUAUUUCCUUUGUACAUACCUAUAUACCUAUCCACCUUCUGACCUACUCGUAUAAUAUAUUUUUUUAUUCAUAAUUAACUCAAUCGUGUUAUAGAUUGUUGGUUGGGGACUGACAGAAAAACUGAAACCAAGUCCAGUUUUAUUAGAACGAACAUUACCAUAUAUUGAUCGCUUAAAUUGUCACCACUUAAUUACUGGCAAUAAUCAACUUCAAGCAUACGUGCCCAGUGAUAAAUUCUGCGGUCUAAAAGGUAAUACUUAGGAUUUGUACCAACAUACUAGAAUUAAUAGCCACAUAUUAGUUUUCUGAGUCCAAAUGGAUAUACAGGAAGGUACAUUGGAUACCCAAUAGGAUAAUAUUUUGAUUACUGUGGUGAUACCCUCAGGACAUGGGAGGUAAGGUAGAUGAGGAAAGUCUAAAAGUUAAAGGGAAUAUUUGGUCUACUCAUGGAGUUUUUUAAGGGAUACAGAUUCUAAUAUAUAACAAUAUUACAGGGAUAUUUUUCUUAAGGGCAUAUUUUGAAAAUUUAUAUAAAAUUACAUUCCCAGUCCUAUUCAUAAAUAUAGGUGUGCCAGUUUUGGUAAUGGCCGGCAUAGUAGUCACAAACGGUUAAGAGGCUUUACCUGCCAAAUAUAUCGCAUUCUCAAUGCACCACCUAGAUCCAAAAUUUAACAAAACCUGUCUCGUAGUCUCGUUGAUUUGAGCAAGAUUUCUAGUAAAAAAAUUGUUCAUAGAUAGACAAAAACGGACACAUCAUAAUAGAACCUAUAUAUUCUCCACUCCACUUAAAAGCUAAAAAAACCAAGUGUGAUAACUAUGUAUUUUCAAAACUGAAUUUAAACCUUAAAUUAGGUAAGCAUGUUUUUAUGCAUUGGCUUUUGUUUUGUUGUUUUCUAUUAAGUACUUAUAGGAAACAUGUAUCAAUUUCUCUUUUUUUCAGCAAUAAUUUUUGAUAGCCGGAGGGGGGGGGAACACAUUUUAUUUUGUUUUCCCAUAGGUGAAAAAAUGCAGCAAUGGGAAUAUUCUAUAACAAUUACAUAAAUUAUUGGUAAAAAAAAAAUCCAUUUGCAUGGUUUAGAAAUCAUUUAUUAUUUAUAUACGUAGUAAUUUUCGUUGCAAAUAAUAAAUUGUAAAGAUAAUUAAAAUUCUAGGGCCAGGAUUCCGCGGAGGAGAAGCCGGCUUUGGUGGUGCUGGAUUGACGUUUGCACAGGCCGAUAUUUAUUAUUUAGCCGGAAUAAUGAGCAUCAAGAUUAAUGAAACUGUUGAAAUAUUAACGGAUGUUAGUAAACAUAUUCCAUGGCUUCGCAAUAUCUAUUCCCAAUAUUAUCAAACCGGUAAAUGACAAUAACUUAUAAGUUAAUGUGGUUGUGUGAACAAUAUAAUAAUAUAAGUUUUGUUCAAAUUUUUUCAUAAAUUAAACUGACCUGUGUGAUAUUAGAAGAGUAAGCAAUUUCUGUAUAAUAUUCUAGACUUGUUUGGGGUUAUAAACUUGUAGAUUUAAAAAUAUAAUUUCAAUUUUCUAAACAUUUGAAAUUAAUAAUAUUAUCACUGGUAUAUUUACAGAGAGGGGUUAGAGUAUGUCCAAUCCACCACUCCCUCCCACUAAAAAUACACAACUUCUAUAAUAAUGAUAUGUUUGGUAUGAUUGAUUUAGGUAGUCCUGGCCGUAUAAAUUGUGUUAAUGUACGCUCCUUAAAAAAAAUCGAGUCGUGAACACGCCUGAAUAUCAUAUUCAAGGGUUAAUUUUCUUUCUAAAUGUAUUUUGUAUUACUGGAAAACAGUAUACGAGAUAUAGGGUGUUUUUUUUUACUUUGUAUACAAGGUUAUUUCAAACACUAAUGAUUAUUUAUUCUAUAAUUUAGUAUUAUAAACUGUUAAUAUAUAUGUUUUAUAUUUUUUUUUCUAGGUUGUGGCCGAUUAUUUACUCCAAAAAAUAAAAACAGAGACUAUCAUGGUGUGGAAGUAAAAUUUAGCACGGCACCCUGGAAUGUUGGUGUUUAUAUAAGAGAUGCGUCUAACAAAUAUGUUAUGAUAUGCGGAGGAACAUUGGUUGCUCCGAAUUUGGUUAUUUCUGGUAAAAUACCUAAUUAUUGCAUAGAUACUAAAGGAAAUGUAUUAUGAAAUGCAAAUAUGUUUAUGUAUUUAUAGCUGCUCAAUUUUUUUGGGAAAAGGAAUCGUCAAACAAAAUAAUAAGAGACACUCAAAAUUAUAAAAUUGCUGUUGGGAAGUAUAAAAGAAAUUAUUCAAUAAUGGACAACGAAUUUACUCAGAUCAUUAAUGUAAAUACUUACAUAAUAAAUUGUAAAAUAUCAUCUCGAUAAAUCCACAUCAUAAUUAAUAAAUAUUUAUUCCGACUAUGUAAUAUUAUGUUUACAGGUGGAAUUAAUCUAUCUCGAAGAGAAUUAUGACGGGCAAUUUCGGUAUUACGCAAACGAUAUAGCUAUUAUCAAGUUAAAAAACAACGUUAUUUUAUCUGAUGCUGUUAUGCCUGUUUGUAUUGAUUGGACCGGGAAACGUACAAUUCCGAAUGGAACUAAAGGAAAGGUAUUUAUUUAAACAAAUUCGAUUACAUCAUUUAUCAUUUUAAUAUGAAUUAAUCAUCAUUCUCAUUUUUUUAUGUAUAAGCUAUGAAAUUAAUUUUUUGAAACAUAUGUGAUUUGAUAUACGAUUCUGAGUACAGCGAAGAAUUUGUUGAUUCUACUAGAAUGUGUUACUUUAGAUUUUAUUAUGAUCUAAUGUAUUAUUUUUGUUUCCGGUUCGUUAACAACUUUUAUACCGGAAGUUUUACUUCAAUCAAAAAUAACAAGAGACCUUUUUGAUAUAUUUUAGAUCAAGUUGGUGCAUUAAAACAGUCAUUUAUAUUCGUUGUAGUUUUCCUAAUAAUUGGGAAAAACCGGAAAACUUAUGCACAGUGCUAGUAUUUUGAUUUUCUUUUUUUGUAAUUCGGUUGAAUAAUCGUAGAGAUUUGACAUUUGCACAGAAUACUUAUACAAGUAUUUUAGCCUUUUAUCAAUGUCGUAAAAUAUCCAAAAAAAAAACCUUUGUCAACUACGUAUAAAAACUUUUCUAAGAAAAAAAAACUCAAGUUAGAAAAGUUGUAAUAUCAAAAAGGUGCUAAGUAAUUACUUAAAUUCAUUAGUAUAGAAAUUGUUUAUAAUUGUUUAUACAAAAAUUUUUUUUUUUUUUUUCAUAAAUCGUUUUUCGUUAGUUAAAAACAUCCAUCAGCAGUUUCAGCUCGUUUUUUUUUUCAAUUAUAAAUUAUAUAUUGUACAUACUACUGAAAUGCUAAUUAUUUUAACUUUUAUACUCCAAAAAAAAAAAGUUAAAAAAUAAUUUAUGUUUUAUUUUACAGUGGCCAAUAGUAUUUUAAAAUCUAAAUAAAAAAUUCACCAUUCAACCACUUAAAUUUUUGUGUAGGUAUCAAUAUACAAUAUUUGUAAUAUUGAACAUUAUUUAUCAUAAAGUAUUGAUUUUAACGGUUUAAUUUUUUUUUCUAAAAAUUGUUUAUUGUUAUUAGUCAUUUAAUGAAAAAUUGAUUUUGUUGUUAUUAAGAAUUAUGAGUAUUAAUUCGGUUUACAUAUGAAAUAGAUUUAAAAUUCAAAGAAUCGGGGUUUGUGACCCUAAAUAACUAGAAAGACAAGCAGAAUAAAGAACAGAUAUUGAAAAUACCUACUAGAGUAUACGUAUAUAUUAUAUUUUUUGAAUAUAAUAAACUUGACUUUUUAUAGAUUGUUGGUUGGGGAAUGGACAAUUUGGUACCAAGUCCGGUUUUAUUAGAGUUAUCAUUACCAUAUACCGACCGCACUUCAUGUCACAAUUUAAAUAAAGCUAAUACUAAACUUCAGAAAUACGUGCCCAGUGAUAAAUUCUGCGGCAUCAUAGGUAAUAAUUGAAUAAGUUACUAACCUAUAAUUAAUAACCUUUUCUUUUUUAUCGUAAUAAAUUAUUUUGUAAAAUAUAAUUUGUUAAAAAAUGCGUUUCUCAUUCAUAUUAUUCUCGUGUUGAACUUAAUGAAUAAUUUAAAAAACUUAAUAAAAUCCAUUUUUGUGAUCUAAAAACUUCGUUGAUGUAAAACGAUGAUAAUAAAAAGUAAGUUCCAAAUUUCGAAGAGAAACUGGUUUUGGUGGUGUAGUUAUAACUUCUAAAUAUCAGGAUGGUUUUUAAUAAAUAUUUUUUUUACUUUGUUGUUAGAUCUAAUUUUUUUAUGUAAUUAUUCAUGUGCCUGUUCGUUUUUGUUCGGAAAUAUAAAUGCCUAUGUUGAUAACACUAUUCCUAAAAUAUGUAUGUAGUAAUUUGUAUCAUAAUAAAACGUAAUCAUAUGAUUAAAAUUCUAGGACCGGAAUUCCGUGGAGGGGAAGCCGGCUUUGGUGGCGCAGGAUUAACAUUUGAAAAUGAGAAUGGUUUAUAUUUUUUAGUCGGAGUAGUGAGUAUUACGUAUAAUCAUUCGAUUGAAAUAUUAACAGAUGUUAAUAAACAUAUUCCAUGGAUUCAUAACAUUUAUUCCGAAUAUGGUGCAAACGGUAAAUGAUUAUGUUAUUUGAUUUUUUCAUAUUUGCUUGUUUUUGUAACAUUUGUUUAUGUUUCUAGGAAUAUUAAACAAUAAAAUAUCAACUGGACAACUUGAAAGUCUAGGUAAGUAAAUAAAGUAGUUGUAAUUUUCCUAAUAACAAUUGUAGUCAUUAUAUUUAACUGUGUAAAAAGGUUUUCUAAUGUUUUCAGUAAGUUCAUUAUUAAUUUGUUUUACACUUGAUUGUUGCCAUCUUGCAAUGCAAAUCAAAUAGUUUGAUACAAACUUAUUGGUAUUAUUACUAUGUUUUACAUUUUGGUAGGCACACAAACACAAUAUUAUAAUAAUAAUACCGUUAGGUUUAAAAAUUUUUAUUUUCCAAUAUGUAAUAUGCUUGUACUUGUAUAAUAUAAUGUAAAAUCGAUAUCACAUGACUAUACUGCACCAAAGUAAUUAUAUAAUAUAGGUUUUUUAUAUUUUUAGGAAGUACAUCAUCUAAUUCCUUUAAAACCACAACUUCUGCACCAGUUCCGAUCGAAUCGCUUACCCAGUAAGACUUAACAAUGAUUUAAUAUAUUAAAUAAGCCACGCUGACCUAUUAUAAAUAAAUUAGUUUUCCAUAUUGAGUGACUAUUUAUAAAGUUAUACAAUAAAUUGGUUGUGUGAUAAAAAUUUAAUUAUUCAACUUCUUCUAUAUUUAUAGAAGAAUUUAUAAUAAUUUUAAAUUGCUGAUGGUAAACUAAGUUUUUCAACGAUUAUGAGUUUUUUUAUAUCUAACAAUAUAGAAUACUACUUUAUUAGAAGCUAUAAAAGAGCUUUGGUUGGAAUACUUGUCUGUUUGAUAAAACUAAUUGAUUGUUUUUUUAAUUGUUCAAGUUGCCAAAAUAAUCACGUUUUUAUUAAUCAAUGUGCUAUGGUUAGUUACGAAAUGGCGUAUUAAUUUAUUUGGAAUCAUACUAUCGGCAGCUAUAGUGGCGUAGCCAAGAUUUCUUUUAGGGAGGUUGCUUUUAUUUUGUGUUUAGAUGUAACUUUGUAACAUUGUUGUGGACAUGCAAUACAUAUUACAUAAACUGAAUCUGUCAUAUACUGAAUUAUCUAUGAGUAACACAACACAUCUUAUAGAAAUCUGAUGCAUAACUGCAUAUUGUAUACAUUAUAAUUUUGGACAUAAAUAUAGUCAAAGGGGGAUGUUUGAAUACCAAAACAUUCCCCUCGCUACGCCACUAGGCAGCUAAUACUUUUAAAUAAAUAUUAGCAUUCUUUAUAGUCUAUUUUUAUUUUUUAUGUAAGUAAAACCAAAAUCUAAACUAUUACCGUGGUUUCUUAACUUAUAUUUAUUUUCUUCUUUAUGAUGUCUUCAUUUGGACGUUUGGAUCUAAUAUUGAGAAAAUGUUCCAUUUUAGAUAAGAGUUAAUAUAAAAUACAAGUGAAUAAUUCAUACUUCAAUAAUAAACACACCUUAUGUACAACUAAUUCACGACUACUACUAAACUACAAUUGCCAUUGUAGGAUAAAAUAUAUAUUAAGUAUUGAAUAAUAAUUGUAAUAUAUUGGUCAAUAUAGUACGAGAAUAUUCGGGCGAUGUGAUAACGAUGGGUUUUCAUCAGAUAAACGUUUCAAUGAAAUUAUUGUUGAUCUAAAAAUAUCAAUGUUUACCUCACGCCUUCCUUGCUAAGUGUUUGUGCCUCCCAAGAGAUAUGUGCCUCACAAUUUGGAAAUCACCGGUAUAGGUAUUGUAAUUUUUAUUGACAAAAAUACAAUGCACAUUUUAUAGUUUUGAGUUCUUAUGAGUUCUAUCUAUACUAUGAUCUGUUAUCUUCUUAUCUAUCAAUUUGCCACAGCCCGCAGCAGAGAGUAUCGCAUAAAAAAAUGAUUUUAUUUUAUGGCGAUAUUGCGGGGUGGGAGGAACCAGUAGUUUCUGUGGUCGAAGAACUGUAAUACGGGGACUAAGUUUUUAAUUUUUCUUAUUUUUAGUUUGCUUAUUAGUUAGUAACCUUGUUUCAAGAACAUAAAAAUUAUGUGAUUUUUUUAUUAACCUAAGUGGGUACUAUAAUAAAUGCUUUAACCUACCUGUAAAAAUUGACUUUGGUGCCACCUAGUUUACCCCUACAAAAUCAGCUUUUUUAUGUUUAUUAUUUUAUUCUAUAGAAAACAGGUUUUUCUUACUGUUAUUGUUAUAUUAGUAUUUAUUUUAUUGUUAUAGAAACAUUUAAUUAAUAUUACUGGAUUUUAUCAGGGUUACAUGUACGAUACCAUUUGUGAAUGGCAGUAUAUAUUCCCUUAUUAGCGAUAAUUCAAAUCAAAAUAAAGUUUUACUUCCCGGAACGUUAGUUUCCCUUGACAGUAAAGUUGAAGAAACCUGUGAAAAAGGAUAUCAUAAAGUUCAAACAAAGAGAAAUUUGAUAAAAUGUGAAGAAAGUGGAGAAUGGUUUCCAUCAAUAACCGAAAGUGAACCAUUGUGCAUAAGUAAGUAUUGUGCUGUAUAUAAACAGUUGUACACUAUAUCAUAUCAAUCAUUUUAGUCAUACAUAAUAUGACAGUUUUAUUAUAAACAGUUGCUAUUGUUAGAUAAAAGUCGUUUGUUUGUUCAUAUAUAGAAAAAUGCCGCCCUAUGGAAUCGGAUAGCUUGGAUCUUAAAUGUACGUAUAAUGGUCUUGAUGUCGAUUGUGCAGAUCCUGCAAUAUAUAGAACGAUACUACAACCAAAAUGUAAAGUUACACAUGGUAUAAAAAACGGACAACUUGAAGUACCCGUUAAAUUAGUUUGCCGUGAGAAUGGGGAGUGGUCAGGUCACCUGUAUGAAUGUAUACCAAGUAAUUCUAUUUCAAAUUUGUUUUAAUAUUUAUAAUGAAAACAUAUAAAUUUUAAAUAUUUAUACGAGUUAAAAGAGCUGAACAAAAAACUUUCAUUCUUAUAGGUUCCGGGUAAAAAUUAACUACCUAUAAUAUGAACUGUGACCUCAUAUUGUAUUAAACUAUUUUCCAAAUUUUGAUUUUCCUAUUUGUGCUAACCAUCCCUAUUUGGUAAUAAUAUGAAGUAUUUCCAUUCUCAUAGGUAAAUGUAUUUGUAUCUUGUCCUUCUGCCAUCCUAAUAAGUGAUUAUUAAGGGGCCUUUACACGUCAUUUGAUUUCUCUAGCAGUCUCACGCGUAAUAUAACAAUAAAUACAUUUCACACUUCAAAGAUUCUCUGGUUGAGUUUAGGGGAAAUAAUUAAAUAUACAUUUUAUAAAGAUAAGUAUUUAUAAUGCCUUAGACUAAUGAUUUUUAAUUUUUUUAUUUGGUAGGUUCCUGUUAUUAAAAUUAUAUGACGGUAUGACUAAAGACUGGAGUAAAGUAGUAGACAAGAGAGAUUUUUAAAACGACUAUAUUUUUAAUAAAUAUGCGAUAAGAAGUGUAUUACUGACCAAUAUUUUAUAUGAUUACAAUAUUAAUAUAAUACAGGAUAAUAUUUUACAACUAUUAGUGAGCUGGUCUAGUUCAAUAUACUUAUUAUAUUUUAUUAACUAUUACGAGUUUUAAUUUUUAAAACAGAUCCCUUCCUUCCUCUAGUAAACAAUAGAGGGAUUUUGUCGAAAAUUGUAAAAAAUAUGGUAUUUUAAAAUAUGUCUUACAGAAUUUCUCUCUGAAUGGUAUUUCAUUAGCAAUGGUUUAUCGUUGGUCACAAAUAUAAAUUAACUUUAUGUAUCCGAACUUCCCACCUAAAACAGUGGUUGCAUCUCCAAUAUCAGCUCUUUUUUAAAAAAUAUAUUAUAAGCAACUUAAUUUCAAAUUUUGAAGAAAACCGUAAAUUAGUAAAAAUCGUAAAAAAACUUAAAAAAACUCGAGAUUCUCCAUACACUGUAAUAUUGGUAUUAAAAAUAAAUGUUGAACGUAAUAUUGUAGUUUUUUUAUAAUUAGAUGUAUACCAAUCACCUCUUUUUUUUAUAUACUUAGCAAAGCCCUGUCGGAUUUGUAUAUUAUAAUUAGAGCUGUAGUGGAAGGUAUACGGCGGUAUACGUCGUAUACCUUCUGAUUAUUACCUAUAAACAUUGUAUAUCUUCUGGUUAUGGUCGUAUACACUCUGUUAUAGUGAAAUCACGAAACAUAAUAUAUAAUUAUAUAUAUAUAUAUAUAUAUAUAUAUAUAUAGGUAUUAUUAUUUUCAUUUUUGAUUGAUUACGAAAACAUGAAAAAAAAGAAUGUAUACAUAUCCAUGAGACGACAAUGUAUUAUAGAUUAGUAUAUUAAUAUAUUAUAGUAUACUAUCUGCUUAUUUUACGAUAUAGCACCGAUUAGAAUAUAAUAUAUACCUUCGUACUACUAUGUAAAUUAAGUUUUGAAAUAUUAAUUUGUAAUUAUGUAUAGAAUGUGGUAGAACAAAUGCUCAAAUAACAACUCUAAUAGCCGGUGGUCAAAAAGUAAAAUAUGGAACGGCUCCUUGGAAUGCUGCUUUAUAUCAUAAAGAAAAUAACACAUAUUAUGAUUUAAUAUGCGGAGGAACAAUUAUAGAUCCAAAUUUAGUCAUUUCUGGUAAAAUCAAUUAAAUAACCGAUAGUAAUAAUAACAAUAAUACACGCUUAAUAACAAAAUAAAUGUAACUACAGCGGCUCAUUGUUUUUGGAAUUCGGAUAUCGGAAAAUUAGCAGACCGGUCGAACUACAGUAAUUAUCAAAUUGGUGUGAGCAAAUAUGAACGAAAUUAUUUUAAAAGGGACAACGAAUUCACUCAAAUUUUAGAAGUAAAUAUUUAUUACAUAAUUGGUUGAAAAGUAGAAUAUUAAUUAAAGUACGUUACUAUUAAAUUAUGUAUUCAACAAUAAUAAUAAUAACCAAUAGAUUCGUGACAUACAUGUACCAAAAAAUUAUCAGGGGCAAGCUGGAUUUCACGAAAACGAUAUAGCUAUCAUCGUGUUAUCAAAACCUAUUAAGAUAAGCAAUCAAGUUUUGCCUGCUUGUAUGGAUUGGAAUAACAAAUUUUCUAUUAUUAAAGACGGAACCCUCGGAAAGGUAAUUGAUUCGCAUGUAUGUUAAUUACAAUAAAAAUAAAAACAAAGUUUAAAAAACUAAAAUCCCCCUAUGAAAAAUGAAGAUGCUUGAUUACCGCCCGAAUUAAGGUAGACUUAUUUACCCCAAGUGUAAGUAUCCCAAUUGUGUCUAAUAACACAUUGAUUCACUAAAAGGAAAAUUAAUACAAAUAAGUAUAAUAAUAAUAAAAUUACGUAUUAAUACGACAUUUAAUUUUUGUAUUCAUGUUAUUUUGUUAUCUUUAAUGGACUGGAAAGCACCAUUUGCGUUGAAUUUAUUUAGCUCAUGUGAAUACGCUAUAUUAAAUUUAUAUCAAAUAUUAAAAUACAAAGGAUGUACAGUCGGGUUAUUUAUUUAGUUUUAAUAAACACUACAAACAGUAUUUCCUACAUAAAUGUAUGGGUCGCAAUAGGGAAUCAGGAGGUCAAAAACUAUUAAAAUCCACUUCCUAUUGAACACUAUUCCCUAAUAUACGCUUUUAAGGUAUUUUUAGUACUUUUAGUACGUUUAUUUUUCAAGCGGUUUUCAUAAUAUCUGGGAAAAACCGGGAUAAAAUGUCGGUAAAACGGAAAAUGUACGAAGUGUAGAUAUUAGUAAAAAAAAUAUUAUGGCCUUUUUGUUUUCUGUGUACAACUAUUCUACCAGCUAUUUGGUUCCGAUUUUAAAUGAUAGCAUUUUUUCAGAAAGGAAAUCUGACUGGUAAAGUACUUUAAAUAAGUCAUUUUGCAAUUUUCCCAGCAAAUGUGAAAAAAACACUGGAAAACCGGGAUAAAAAUAGAAAAACUUGAAAAUCGUUACAAUAUUAAACUAAUAUUGUUAAAGAGAAUAUAUAAUGCCUAUUUAAUUAUUUUAUCCUGAUAUAACAUAUAUAUUGUUGACAAAGAAUCACUAUCAACUGAACUACAUUCAGAAUCGUUUUAUCGUUAGCAAUGGUCAAGUUUACAGAUAUACAUAAAUUACCUAUAACAAUUCCUAAUAUAUUUAUGUUUAAUAAUAAACCAUUUAAAUAAUUUUUUUAUAAAUAAAUUAUUUUCAUGUAAAACGACCAAUUUGUAUACAUUUUUUGUCUAUGUAUUCCUUCAUUUAAUUUUGAAUUCUGGAUGGAGCGAAGAAACUUAUGGUUUUACAAAGAUGUUUAUUUUUUUUUUUCUUGUGGACAACUUUUCUACCUGCAAUUUUGCUCUAAAUUAUAAUGACAGUAAUUUUUCUAAAAAUAAAUUUCACUAUGGAGGUACUUUAGAAAGGUAGUUUUUGAAUUUUUCCAGAGUUUUCUCAGCAAAUAUGAAAAACUGGGAAAAAAACAUAUGAGAACAUGGAAAAACGUUAGUAAACCGAGGAAAUCGGUACAGUAUUAAACAAAUAUUAUUAAUGAAAAUAUAUAGAGCCAACUUAAUUAUUUUACUAUAAUAUGGCAUAUAGAUAUUAUUGAAAAAGCAUCAUUAACAACUGAACUCCGCUCAGAAUCAUUUUUUCGUAAGUUAAUAGUUUAUCAUUACUUUUGUGAUGUUUAAGUAUAUAUAUAUGUAAUAUUGUCUUUAACUAUACUUAAAAAUUCCCAAAAUUAGAAUUUGUGUGUACACAUAAUUUAGCCCUAAAAAUGGAAUGAGCGUGGUAAAUGAAUCGCCCUUUAUAUUAUACAGAAGGUACAUAACCAUACAAUUGUCUUACAUAAAUUAAUUUAUUAAAAGUAUACCGGACGGUUUUAGAUUCUAAGCAAUUAUAAUUGGUGCAUUGAAUAGGUCAUUUUUUGAUUUUCCAGGGGAUUUUCAUAUUAGGGAAAACCUGAAAAGUACGUAAACAUAUAAAUAUCCGGAGUUGGGUAAUGAUUAUACUUAGAUCUAUUUUUAGUUGUAUCGCUUUUGAUUAUACUUGAUCAUAAUGUGAUUUAAAUAUAAUAUCGAUCAUAAGAUCAUCAUGAAACUAAUCAUAGAAAUAUUAUGCGGAUUGAAAAAAAGUUAAAUGUACAAAAUUAUUUUUUUUUUUUUAGGUUGUUGGUUGGGGACUAACAGAAAAAAAGACACCAAGUCCUAUACUAUUAGAAGUUUCAUUACCAUACAUUCAUCAUGAUAAAUGUAUGGAUAUUAGUGCAAACGAUUUUAAAAAUUACGUGACCAAGGAUAAAUUCUGUGCCGGAUAUCAAUCAGGUAACAAAUAUUAUUACAAAUUACUGUAUGUUAUUGUAUAGAAUGUUAUGGCCUAAUUAUUUAAGUUAAUAAAGCAUUCAAUUUUAUAAUAAUCUGAAACCAAAAGUCUAUUUUUACAAGUGACGUAAAUUAACCUGUGAAAAUCUAUCUUUUUGCAUCUCCACAAAAUUUUAAACAUUUGUAUAAAUACUGAACUAAAAUUUUUAUUUUCAAAAGUAUUAAUUUGUAUAAGAGUUCAAAAAAAAAUUUCAAUUUUUGUAAUGAUUCAAUUUCAUGAUGGGACUUAUCCAUAACAUAGUAUGUAAUAGUGUGAUGGUUUAUUUAAAGGAGUAAAAUGUAGACGUGAAUUAAAUCCACUGACAGUAUUUGUCCAUCGCUAUACUCAUCUCACAUAUUGAGUAUAAUAUUUCUAAUAAUCAAAAAAAUGUUACUUUUAAGUGUUCAAAUUUAUUAUUGAAUUAUCGAGAAAUUUGGAGUUGGUUAGUUAGAAAAUUAAAUAUUUCAAUGCGUUAGCAGAAAUCCGUGUUUUGUGUACUUUUUUGCUCUUUUGCAUCGAGUGUAAUUUAUUAUCUUUUAAUAAAAUAUUGUAAAACUCAUAACAAGAAUCGUUUUUAAAAUGUGGUUUUAUUAUUUAUUAUACUAGGUGAUCGAUCUAAGUGGGUAUACUCAUUGACAAAAUGUGUCCUAUACAACUUUCGUCGGGACAACGAGAAAAAAAAGUUGAAAUAUGGGAUAAUCCCGUGUAAUAUGGGACAUAUGAUCGCCCUAAUCUAUAUGAAUAUUUUCAUUAUAUGAUAUUAGAAUUUCAAAAACCCUAAAUCUCGAUUUGAUUUUAAAAUGUCAUUUGGAUAAACCAUUAACCACUACUGUAUAUCGGCCGUUAACAUAGGUAGGCAUUUUCUAUUAAUGCGAACAUCGAAUUUUAAUAAAAACAAUUUUAGUUUCAGGAACGGCCGUUGAUCAAGGAGAUAGUGGUGCUGGCUUAACCUUCGUACACUCAGAUUCUCAUUUUUUAACUGGAAUAGUGAGUUUGAAGGAGACCGUAGACAAUACAUUCGCAACUUUUACGAGCGUGUCUUACCAUAGGAAUUGGAUUGAAACCAUUUAUUUAGAAGUACAAUAG